AUGUGUGGUGUUGGUACUGAUAAUCUUGAACAUAUAUUAUGGUUUUAUAAUUUCAGUCAGAUAAUAUGGAAAUGGCUAGGUGGUAUCUUCUUGUUCUGCAACCCUGAAUCAUAUGAAGAUGUUAUGAACUUUGCUAAGAAUAAAAGUGGAGCUGUAAAGGAUAUAUGGUUACUGGUUGCUUCCAUUACAAUGAUGGAGCUAUGGUUCUUAAGGAAUAAAAUUUGCUUUGAAGAAGAGAAAGUAAACUUGGGUAAUUUCAAGAGAAGAAUAAAACAGUAUACAAAGGACUGUGCAAUGAGAAUAAAAAUCUUUAUGUGGGAGUGUAGCUAUGAUUACAUGAUCUUUAAGAAUUUUGAUCUUAAACAUCAACCAAUAAAGCCUCAAAGAAUUAUUGAAGUGAGUUUCUUCUUACCUGCAAGAAAUCAGAUACUCAUAUGUUGUGAUGGGUCAUCUAGGGGCAAUCCAGGUGCAGCAGGAUAUGGUUUUAUUUGCAGAGAUGAAAUGGGAGGUUGUAUAUAUGUUGAAGCUACUGGCCUUGGAAUUGCAACUAAUUACAUUGCAGAAUUAAUGGCUAUUACAGGCACAGCUGAAUGGGCUAUACAGAACAACAAGCUUGAUAUAUGUAUUAACUCUGAUUCUAAAGCAGCAGUGAGUGCAUACAUGCCAGGAAGACUUCCUUGGUUCAUGCAGGUAAGAUGGAAGAUAAUAAAGGAACUAUUGAAUAAUAUCCAACUUGUACAUAGCUUGAGAGAAGUAAAUUUCUCUGCUGACUCCAUGGCAAAGAAGGGUGCAGGAUUGGUGAGAGGGGGAAAGAUCAUUUUCAAUUCAAAACCAAGUUUCAUCCCAGAUUUGGAAUCACCUGAGCAAAUUUACUAUAGGUUUGGAUAA
Papaver somniferum (opium poppy) is the source of this 888-nucleotide messenger RNA. RefSeq lists its product as uncharacterized. NCBI's taxonomy places the organism in Eukaryota, Viridiplantae, Streptophyta, Magnoliopsida, Ranunculales, Papaveraceae. The coding region runs from base 1 to 888 and encodes 295 amino acids. The record is from RefSeq and is a predicted model, not a curated record. The transcript has a single exon. Gene Ontology annotation, molecular function: RNA-DNA hybrid ribonuclease activity; nucleic acid binding.